Molecule: messenger RNA, 1854 nt
Organism: Chelmon rostratus (copperband butterflyfish)
Lineage: Eukaryota; Metazoa; Chordata; Actinopteri; Chaetodontiformes; Chaetodontidae
Product: ankyrin repeat domain-containing protein 31-like
Exons: 7
Coding region: 681-1508 (275 amino acids)
Source: RefSeq, a predicted model, not a curated record
ACUGCCAUAUUAUGUGUGUCAUAGAAAGUACGUUGCCAUGUGAUUUGUCAUGCUUAAUCUUCAUUUAUUUCACUAAUUUUGAUUUUGUUCAUCUUCAAAGCAGCAAAUUCCUUACAAUGUAUUAAAAUCCCCAACAAGACGCGUCUUCACAAGAGAAACGCAGUGGGUGAGACUCUCCUGCACAAAGCAUGCAAGAGAGACGAUCUGGCACAAGUGAAAGCACUCAUUCAAGCUGGGAUCUGCGUCAACAUGGAGGAUAAUGCAGGCUGGACAGCUCUCCAUGAGGCCUCUGCUGUGGGUGAUGCAGCAGUGGUUGAGGAGCUGUUGAAGGCUGGAGCUAAUGUUCAUGCUCGAGGCUUUGAUGGUGUCACACCCCUGCAUGAUGCUGUUUUCGCUGGACACUAUCAGGUGGUGAAGCUUCUCCUUCAGUAUGGGUCAAACACCAGUGACAAGAAUGUUGGUGGCCUCAGUGCACUGGACAUAGCGGUGGAGGAGAAUAUGAAAGAGCUGCUCUUAGCUUUCCAAGCAUCAUCUGUUAUGCAUGAGCAGCCUUGUGAGGCACCUGCACAAUACAGACGAGCAGGAGUGUGUCAGACUACCUUCGGCAGCAUGUGCUGAAAAGUCAACUCGUCUGCUUGGCUUCAUGUCAGAGGACCUUGGUGAAGAUCCUCCAGAGGCAAAUGCAAUUGGUAGAGGUGUAUGAAACCAUGAAGGCCAAACUUUGCAUUCAGCCUCUCAACCAUCCGCAGCGAGAUCACCUCUCCGCUCCAGCUUCCACACCAGCCUCUUCUAAAGCUAGAGAAGCACAUAGCCAUAAGGACCUUACAGUGCCCAGACCUCCUGCUCCGUUACUGACCAAGGGGAAGGAGGCUCUGACACACACUGACGGGCUGAAUGAAAGAGGCAGCAGCUGUCAGAGCAGUGCCCCACAACCAGGAAAUACUUCACAACACGUCAACUUCCAGAUGAAAAGAAAAUUUGCACUGAUACAGACAAGAGCUGAAGACAACAGCAGACAUCUCUCUAAGCUCAUACAAAGGGGAGUCCUGCCAUCUGGAAGUACUCUACAGCUGUUUUUGAAGGGUCACCGGCACCUUGCUCAAGUACUGGGUGAUUGCCUGAUAAAGGACAGUAAAGGCAAGUUGCACCUGGCUCCAGAACGCUGGCUGGAGUCCAUCCUUGGUAACAACAUCCCUGUCAGCUCAGCAUACGCCUGGGACAAGGUGACGUUCAGAGACAAACCUUUGUCUUAUUACUUAUUGAACAUGGAGGCCGAAGGAAACACACCACAGACAUGUCCUGGGGACUGCAGUGCCGGAUCUUCUCAGGGGCCGCUGACCACAGUUUCUGCCAAGGCAACCAGCCUGAACCGUCUCAUGAAAAUCAAGAUAAUCCAUCUGGUGGAUGAUGAGGAACUACUGCCAACUGCUGUGCUGGACUGCUACUGGGAGAAGCUCUUGAAUAAAGACCAUACUGAGUCUGAAGACUGGGGCAAUGAAUUAUUAUAAUGAUCUCUCCCCACAUUUUGCUCAUACUUGUGUUUGCUUUGACAAUUUAACUUUACAAGUUAACUAACUCUAACUCAGUGAACUGCUCUCAGCAUGGUUGUGGCCUCCUCUGAGUAGCAUUGAAAAGUAUUCAGCUAUCUUCCUUCCUUUCCCAUUUUAUCUGAACUUGCUGUACUUCAGCUUUUAAGUCGUAACUGUUGAUAUCAGACUAAAAAAGGCCAAAAAGUUGUAACUGAAGUGAUGGCAGACUGCAAUCUGUGGUCGACUACAGCCCAAAACUCACUGUUGAAGUUCAUCUGAGCGUUGUUCAUGUAUCUCUGGUAUUUGCAUUGUUAAAUGUAAUAUU